Messenger RNA from Mytilus californianus (California mussel), 774 nucleotides. Its product is annotated as sortilin-related receptor-like. Bases 1 to 705 code for a protein of 234 amino acids. The record is from RefSeq and is a predicted model, not a curated record. The transcript is spliced from 4 exons. Lineage: Eukaryota; Metazoa; Mollusca; Bivalvia; Mytilida; Mytilidae.
AUGGGAUUUCUUUAUCCAAAUGAUCUAACGGUAAAUUUUGAAAUUGUUGUUUCUACAAACCGUCCAUAUUACGUAGCUUUUGACUCAGAAAACAGUCAUCUAUACUGGACAGAAUUGAACACAUUAGGAAAUAUAAGGAGAUGUAAUUCCGAUGGAUCCGAUGUGACCACUAUUGUUAAUGAAACUUUACCAAUUGCACUUACAUUAGACACACAUAAUAGAUGGAUCUACUAUAGUACAGAAACAAGUGAUGCAUUGCUCAGGGUGAGAUUUGACGGAAAAGAAAAACAGGUAGUAAUAAACCUGACAUCACGACUGAUAGAUAUACAAAUAGAUCUUGUUGACAAGCGAGUUUAUUGGAUGGAAUAUGACACAGGUGACUUAAAAUCGGUUAUGUAUAAUGGGUCUGAUGUCAAAACAGUGGUAAGCACCAAUGUAAAAAUUGAUAACCGGGAAAUUGACAUCGGCGGUGAUUACGUCUUCUACACAAGUUCUAAUGAAAUUCUUAAGGUACACAAAUCUUCAGGACAAAUCCCAGCUGUUGUUCACACAGAAACAAUACUGAUCUAUGGAGUUUUAUUUUAUAAACAAGAAGGUAAGAAUAUAUCAUUAAUUAAGCAAAUACACUUUAUCAUGGAAUUAUUAUUAAAUAGUUAUCAUCAUCGACCGAGACAUAACUUUAUAACUAACCUUGCAAAAUUUUAAACUCAAACUCAGCCUGUUAAAGAUACUCGAAACUGAGAAAAAAUUGACACCGACAAAUUAAACAUUGAA